Messenger RNA from Aspergillus piperis CBS 112811, 3467 nucleotides. RefSeq names its product DEAD/DEAH box helicase. The transcript is spliced from 4 exons. Lineage: Eukaryota; Fungi; Ascomycota; Eurotiomycetes; Eurotiales; Aspergillaceae. The record is from RefSeq and is a predicted model, not a curated record. Gene Ontology annotation, molecular function: 5'-3' DNA helicase activity. The coding region runs from base 1 to 3390 and encodes 1129 amino acids.
AUGUCUCAGCCAACAACCGCAGACUGGUUUCAACGCCCUCAGGGCAGCGACUACCCCAAAGGGCUAUACAAAAGCUCCUGCACAUGGCGUAAAUGCGUCCUUGUCCAGGUCAUCUUAGACUCUCAACAGCCAUACAUCUCCCUCUGCCUGAAGAAUAAGGACCAGGGACAGGUCAUUUUCCCAUUUCAGGGAAUUCACUUUCAUUGUGGGAUCGAAGGUGAAGGGGCACAAACCGACGACUGGAUCAACACAUUGAGGACAACCUUUCCGCUUCUCCCUGCGCAGGACAAGUUAUACUAUUACGCAGUAAGGUCCAAGAGCUCGCCUGUGUUUACCAAGGUCCAAAGGCCGUUGAUGGAUGAAGAGCUCAAGGAAAAACUGAGAAAGCUCCGGAACAUCGAGUGGUCGAACUACACUGAAGUUUCGCCUGCGCUCGAUUUUUCAGUGAAACUCCACAAUCUCGUGCACCAAGACUGCGAUGGAGAAGGAUUCUGGUAUUAUCGCCAGAACCCAGAGUCAGACGUUACCAAGCGGCACCCGGAGAUGCCAUGGCUCUGGAUAAAUACUGAAGACAGGCGGGAAUACAUCAAGUGGCAACCCCACAAUCCCCUGUUCUUCGACGACAACGACCGCAUUUGCCGUCUUCUGAAGGCCUCUAAGAAUGAACGCUACCAGCAAGUGCGGGAAGUUUCUGAUGUCUUCAAUCCUACCCGGCAGCAUGAGGCAUGGUGCACUGAGAGUGAUUUCGGGCUACCAGGUAGCACGCACCUGGUACAUAUCAAGAUCUUGCCAGUGCGACCAAGUGACAAAGUGGUCGUCCCCAAAUUGCAGGAGAGCACCAAGGUAAAAUUCGAGUGGGCUCUCAGUGGUGUCCCCUACGCCAUGGAUACGAAGCUUGCUGAUCAGGGAGCUGUCACCCAGAGUGACUCUAGUGCUGACCUUGUUCUCCGCGUGACAGGCCAGAUCACACUAGCACCGGGCGUACGCUCUCCCAUCGUCACAUCAGCAGAGGCAAACACGAUGCCCAUUGACGCCCAGAUUGAGGCUCUUGGCGAGGCAAGUAAAUCAGCUCUUGUCUUUGGGGAUCGUUCAGGAAACCAGGGUCGAGGUUUCUCGCUGAGGCGCACGCUCCUUGCCCAUGGAACCGAACUCGAGGAAGGAAACCAAGGCUACUUCACCCUGGAUGUCCACCAAAUGUCGCCCGUCCGGCCGGAUGUUGAGCGGGAGAGGAUAGGUCACCUUUCACAGACCUUCCGACUUGAUGGGGCCCAAAGAGAGGCCUUUCAGGCUUCGCUGGUGAGAGUCGUCUGCGGCGUCAGCCUGAUCCAAGGUCCUCCGGGAACUGGAAAAACCAGUACGGCCAAAGUGAUUGUCUGCACAGCGGCAGCGCUUGGCUGCAAGAUCCUCCUGGUUGCUGGGUCCAACAAGGGUGUGAACAACCUUGCUGCGGCGGUGAUGAAAGCCCUCCAACGGGACGAGCAACUACGAGGCUGGUGUGGCCAGCUCGUCCGGUUCCGCACACCGCGAUACCAGCUCGAAAGAGCGAGGGGUGGUGAAUCUUCAGAUGAGGGCGACAACCUGAGUAACGUUCAAGCUCACGUUCUCGCCAUCCAGUACGCCCAGGAACACGCCACCAUCGACAAGUACGCCCGGUCUCUAUUAGAACGCCUUGCAGACGACAAGCAGCGACGACUGAGUAAGGAAGAGCGGAAGGGUCUCAAGGGGGACUACGAACACUGCGUCAUGAAGGUCCUGCAGAACGCCAAGAUCGUUGCAACAACCUUGAGCAACGCGUCCCAGGAUCUUCUGAGACGUUCGGGUUUUGAACCUGUCUUCGUGAUUUGCGACGAGGCAGGGCAAUGCCAGGAAGGCGAAAUCACCAUCGCCCUGACCAUGCCAUCGAUUCAGGUGGUCGUCUUGAUUGGAGACCCGAAGCAACCGCCGCCAACUGUUGUCUCAGAACACGGGACCAAUGAGGGCGCGUUGUAUUUGAAGAGGUCGUUGAUGGAGAGGCUGCACGAAGCAGACUACCCCUGCACGAUGCUGUUGACCAACUACCGCAGUCACAGCCACAUCUUUGACAUCUUCAACCGGUGGAUCUACAACGGUGCGCUGAGAUUGGGUCCCAACAAUGACAGCGAACAGCGCGUCGGGAAGGCCUGGGACACCUUCACCCGCUCUCGUCACUACUUCCGCGGUUACGGUGUGGUGGGAGUUCGCCGCCUUUUCAUCAGCGUGAUUGGGGAGGCCAUUCGCGCUGAGGGUAGCCAGUCGUGGUUCAACCAGUCGCAGGCUAUGGUGGCUGUGCACCUGCUGAAGAACCUUUUCGCCUAUCGGAUGAGUGACGGUCAACAUAUUCGUCCAGAAGAUGUCAUGGUGAUCUCUCCGUAUGCGGCACAGCGAGCUUUGGUCGGAAGGCUCAUGGGCGAGCACGGGGUAAGCUGCAGGGAUAAUCUUACUGUGGAUGCAUCCCAGGGUCAAGAAGCUCCCAUGGUCAUCUUCAUGCUGACGAAGCCGUCGAAGGACCCCAUCAAUGUCGGUUUCAUCGCCGAUCAGCAAAGACUCAAUGUCGCACUGAGCCGUGCACGCGAGGUCCUAGUCAUUGUCGGAAACCGCUUUGUCUGGGAUAAAGACGCCCUUGACAAGAUCAAGAAGUCUCAAGGCAAGACGGCCAGGUUCCUUCUCCAUCUUCUUAAUGACACGAGCAGGCGUGGUCAUACCAUGGUGUGGCACGGUGAAGCCACAGUCGAAGAUGAGAACCCUGUCGGGCCAGUGGAAUACAAAUGCCCUGAUCGGUCAAUCUAUCAGACGGCCGCAGUCUCCUCCGCCCCCGUUUCCUCCAGGCCGUCUGCUAGACCUGUUCCUGAGAUUGAAGGACCAGGAACACCAUCUCGACAGACGCCACAGGUAAGCAUGCCCGUUGGUCCGUCCCGGCAGGCACCUGUCGUUCGUCUGCCAACGUCCACAAGCCAAUCAAGGGACAUCGAAGAAGAUGUCAGCAUGGUGGACGUUGAGAACUCCGAAGGUCGGCAACUCGUACAGCAAUCCGGCUGUCCGCCCUCUCCUGUCCUUCCUCCUUGGCAUGCUCGCCAGCGAUCCCGCUCUCCCCCUCAUCGCGAAGUGACGUACCGCGAGCGGUCUCGCUCCCCUUCGAGCGCCAUCGACAACUGGCUGCUCACACGGGGUGGUCUGCCUCAGGUUGAUCUAAUUCCUCGUGGCAACCUCGUCUCACUACCAGUCGAGGAACUGGAGAGCCAGUAUAGACUUACCCGCGCCGCUGAAGAAUUGGCUGCUGCAAGCGCUCGGCGUACGUGGGUUGAGGAGGAGCUCCGGCGUGUGCGUCGCGACAGAGAUAGUCGCAACAGCGACGACCAACGAGAUGGUCAGUAGGAAGGUGAUAUACUUUAGCUCCCUAGAAUGAUGGGUCGGUUUCUCGGAAUAGAGAAUAAAGGGGACGUGUAUAUCUG